Messenger RNA from Rodentolepis nana, 474 nucleotides. The record is from the annotation of a GenBank genome assembly. NCBI's taxonomy places the organism in Eukaryota, Metazoa, Platyhelminthes, Cestoda, Cyclophyllidea, Hymenolepididae.
AUGUUUCUUGGACCACAAUCGCUGUUAUUGCGCCCACCUUUAUCUCCGCUCAAGAAAAAAUUUCCCAACAAGGAUUCUUCUAGCUUCUUUCAAUGUCAUCAAUCCCCUCCUUCCGCCAGCGAUUCUGUCGAUCGCAAACUUGUCCCUAAUCCCAUGGAUGAACGCGUCGAAUUAUUCCGUGAAUACUUCGGCUUUCUCCUGCUUGCUGGAUUGUUUAUUAUCCUGAUUCUGAAUUAUCGGUGUGUUUUGAACUUCUGCUCCUUCCGGAAUGUCACGACACAACUAAGGAAACUGCGCCGAUAUCUGUGUGGAAGACCGACAAGAGGUCAACAACAGAGGCUGUUAGAGGAAGAUGGAGAGGAUAUGGAGGGGCGGCCACCUCAACAACCUCGAGGAAUUGUUAUAGAAACGGUACAUACGAGUCUUACUUAUCGGCUUGUGAGACAGUUUAUUCAAUGUCAACAGAGACGCUGA